AUGACAUGGACUGUUUCCUCAAUUCAGGAGGAGGAGACAAAGGCAAAGGUUGUUAAGAAAGGCCCUGCUAAUAAAGCUGAAGAAAAUUCCGAGUCUUCUCUUCCUUCUGAUGAUGGCAAGCCCCGCAAACUGGGUACUCUUCCUGCGUACGAUUUCAAUUUUAAGUGUGAUGAGAGGGCUGAGAAAAGAAGAGAGUUCUACACAAAACUCGAGGAAAUUCAUGCAAAGGAAAUGGAGAAGAACAAUUUGCAAGCCAAGACUAAGGAAUCUCAGGAAGCCGAGAUUAAAAUGUUAAGAAAGAAAUUGGGUUUCAAAGCAACACCGAUGCCAAGCUUCUAUCAGGAACCUGCACCUCCAAAGUUGGAACUGAAGAAGAUACCUACUACAAGAGCCAAAUCUCCCAAGCUUGGUCGAAAGAAGACUUCAUCUACGGCCGAAUUGGAAGAAAAUGAUGCCCCCAUUGCUCGCCCAAGUAGGAUGAGCUUGGAUGUGAAAUUUUCGAAAGGUAAUGUUGCCAAGACGCCACCUCCCGUUGCCCUUGUCAAGAAGCCACUACGAAAAUCGCUUCCUAGGUUGCCCUCCGAGACCUCCACCUUGUCCGGUGAAAGGAAGAAGGCUAUAGCUCAGAAGACGGCUUCCAAAGAAGCAGCAGAAUCCAGACGCGAUAUGAGUGAAGCUGCAUCUGCACAGAAACAGGAGGGCGAGACUGGUGCUGAGGCAAAUGGGAGUGAGAUGUGCAUGGAGAACAACGAAGCUGCUCUGGAAUCACAAGAACAAGAUAGUUUGGUGCACGAGCCGAUUGCAGUAUGAGGUGAAAGAAUAGCUCCAAUGCAGGCUAUGCAUCUUUUCUGAAAACGACGACGAUAGUCUAUAUUGGAGCAAGGCAUGGGAGUAGAGUGUAAGGGGUGCCGGUGUCUCAUUUUAUUACCCCUAAGUCAGCAAUGAAGUUUGGUUGUUUGAUAUGUUUUUGUUAUGUGUUUGCUGAGUGUGGAGAAUUUGUUAUCCUAAUUUAUGGUUUAGGGCAUGAUUGUCACCCGAGUCAGUGAAAAUUUUGGGGUGUUGGAAUGGAUUCCAUCUCGAAAACA
Salvia hispanica is the source of this 1085-nucleotide messenger RNA. NCBI's taxonomy places the organism in Eukaryota, Viridiplantae, Streptophyta, Magnoliopsida, Lamiales, Lamiaceae. The record is from RefSeq and is a predicted model, not a curated record.